AGGUGAGUAAUAUCUUCGGGUCCCACCCCUGGCACCGUGUCCUCCUCUCCCGGCAGGACCGUUCCAUUUGGGGCCCAAGGUGGCCCAUGGAUCCCAGAAAUAGGACCGCAGCAGUUAGCGAGUUCAUCCUACUGGGCCUGACGGAUGGGAAGAUGCCCCAAUCCAUCCUCUUUGUGGCUGUUCCUACUGACCCUCCUGGUCACUACUUGGGGGGGGGGGGGAAUCUCAGCAUCAUCCUAGCCAUCCUGCUGGAACCCCAGCUCCACAACCCCAUGUAUUUUUUCCUAGGGAACCUGUCGCUCACGGACAUCAGCUGCAUCACCGUCACUGUCCCCCACAGGCUGGGGAACCUACUUUCCCAGAAGAAGACCAUCUCCUUGGCUGGCUGCCUCGCCCAGCUCUUUUUCUUCCACCUCCUGACAGGGGCGAACUGCUUCCUGCUCACGGCGAUGGCCUACGACCGCUAACUGGCCAUCUGUCACCCUCUCGACUACAGGGCCAGGAUGAAGUGGUCCGUGCAGGUGGCGCUGGUGGGGGCCUCCUGGGCUUGUGUCACCAACGCGCUGACUCACACGGUGGCCAUGUCUACCCUCUACUUCUGUGGGCCUAACGUCAUCAACCACUUCUUCUGUGACAUUCCCCCUCUCUGCCAGCUCUCCUGCUCCAGUAACCACCACAACCAGCUGCUGCUCUUUGUGACGGUCAUCUUCAUGGCCCUCAUCCCCAUCGGCUUCCUCGUGCUCUCCUACACCCACAUCGUAGUCGCCAUCCUGAGGCUCCGCUCGGCCGAGGGCCUACGGCAGACCUUCUCCACCUGUGCCUCCCACCUGAUCAUGGUCUGCAUCUUCUACGGCACCGGCAUCUUUAGCUAUAUGCGGUUGGGCUCAGGGGAUGCAUCAGAAAAGGACAAAGUGAUCGGGAUACUUAACAGCAUAGUCAGCCCCACACUCAACCCUCUGAUUUACAGCCUCCGCAAUGCGGAGGUGAAAGGGGCCCUGCGGAAGGUGUUCACACGCAGGCAGCCUGUGUAACUGGGAAAAAAACAACAGAAAACACCCAUUUCCCUUCCUCGAGACACAGGCACCUGUUCCUCCUGAGUCUUCCUCCACAGUCCUCUCUGAAGAGCUCAGUAUCUACCCUGCACAUGGUGAGCUCUCAAUAAACAUUAGGGAUUGAUCCAGGACAGAUCCCUUCACCAGGCACCUCCCUGAGGUGAUUAAUUCAUGUAUUUAUUAAGCACUCACUAUGGGUU
Molecule: messenger RNA, 1252 nt
Organism: Ornithorhynchus anatinus (platypus)
Lineage: Eukaryota; Metazoa; Chordata; Mammalia; Monotremata; Ornithorhynchidae
Product: olfactory receptor 3A3-like
Biological process (GO): G protein-coupled receptor signaling pathway
Cellular component (GO): membrane
Molecular function (GO): olfactory receptor activity; G protein-coupled receptor activity
Source: RefSeq, a predicted model, not a curated record